Messenger RNA from Symbiodinium pilosum, 1863 nucleotides. The record is from the annotation of a GenBank genome assembly. Lineage: Eukaryota; Dinophyceae; Suessiales; Symbiodiniaceae.
AUGGCUGAGUUUUCCGUGGAGUGGCUCCAAGCUCGGCUGAAGAGGGAGGAUGUCAGCGAUGUUGUUGCAGAGAGCAUGACUGGCGCUGGGGGCCUCAACUGUCCCAUGACGCGGCUCAUGGUCACACUGAAGGGAGGCACAACAGAGAGCUUUGUCUACAAGCGCCACGACGCUGACAAGAUUGCCAUGAGCAAAAUGUUGGGCCUUGCACGGGAGGCUCUUUUCUAUGAGGCCUUCGCUUCUGAUGAGAGGCUUCGACCAAUGCUCCCGCAGGUCUUGCACACCAAGGGUGACCUGUCUACAGGGGAGAAAGAGAUCAUCAUGCAGGACUUGAGUGAGGGCAUCCAGAGCGGCUACUUUUUUGGGCCAGGCUCUCCUCAUAAUUGGGACAAAGACCUCCUGGAGAAGACGAGAGGUCUGUCUGCGAGAGUUUCUGCUCUUGAUGUGGCCAAGGUGGCCGCCCAGGCAGCUGGCAGGUUGCACGGCGUUUUUUUCAGAGACGCAAGUCUGGCUACGCAUCCGUGGAUCCGAGGUGCCGGUUGGGUGUCAGGUGAAGGGGAGGAGCUCUGGGAGUCGUACCAGGCACAGUGCAGAAACGCCUGGGCAUCGGUGGACUUCGAUGCGCCCGGUGUGGCCUGGGACCCCUUCUUGCGCCAAUGCAUUGAUGCAGCAAUUGCCCGUGCCAAGCCAGCAAACUCUGGAUUUCAGUCUUUUCUUGCCUGGAUGAGGAAAGCACCUUGGAGCCUUGUGCACGGUGAUUUCCACCCGGCCAACUGCAUGCUCCUGGAAGCUCUAAAAGAAGGCUCCACGGAUCAUAGGCUGAUUCUGCUGGACUGGGAGAAUGUGGGAGUUGGCUCCGGGCCACAGGAGAUUGCACAGUUCCUCAUCUCCCACAUGGAGCCAGGCAUGCGAUCUGAGGUGGAGGCGGAGGUUGUCCAGGAGUACUACCGCGCUUUGACCACCCAAAAUCCUGGGGUGGCAGAGUCAAUGAGCUACGAACAGUGUUGGCAGGAAUAUGUCACAGGAGGAGCAGGCAAGUGGACCUGGUUCAUGCCAUUAUUGGCCACCGGCUGCCCACCAAAGAUGACCCAGUACUUCCACGACCAACUCUUAGCAUUCCUCAAGGCUCAUAAGCUUACUCCAGAGACUAUGCCCAUGCCGCGCCACGUCUUCAUACGCUUUGUCCUUGAAGCAGAAAGCUCACCCAUCGUCCGUGCUACAAGGCAGGCGGAGCCCACCGUGUCAACUUUUCCUGGCGACCCGAUCUUGCUCCAUGGACAAGUGGACGAAAAGUCUGCGCUGGCGCUGCUUCGAGGCCGGGCGGACCCCAAUGCUCCUCUGGGCAACCUGCGCCGUACCCCGCUUUUCAGUGCUGCAGAGCGGUGCGACGUUAAACUGAUCGACAAGCUUCUCAAGUUCCGUGCGGAUGUCAACAGGCCUGAUCUUGCUGGCGAGACGCCCCUCUUUGCUCUUUGCCAUGCAGCUGCCUGGGCGGAUGCCUCUCUGCGGGACCGCCGUGCAGCUACACUGAGGCUGCUGGAAGGCGAAGCUGACAUCAACUUUGCCAACCCUCGAGGGCGCACACCGUUGCAUGCGGCCAUCGCAGCAGGCGAUGCCGCAAUUCUCUCCCUUCUCCUGGAGGAGGCAGCAGAUGUCAACGCAAGAGAUUUGGGAGGCUUCACGGCAUUGAUGUGGGCCGCUGGACGAGGCAACGCAGAAGUUGUGAGGUCACUGCUGGCAGCGCGAGCCAAUACCGGCUUGGCUGCCAACCGUGGCCAGACAGCCAUGAUCUUCGCCCUCACCAACAAGUGCGAGUCGGUGGCCGAGAUCCUUCGAGAGCAUGCCCUGCUAGAGGAAAAGAAG